Molecule: messenger RNA, 1625 nt
Organism: Micropterus dolomieu (smallmouth bass)
Lineage: Eukaryota; Metazoa; Chordata; Actinopteri; Centrarchiformes; Centrarchidae
Gene: anxa3b
Product: annexin A3b
Exons: 14
Coding region: 140-1153 (337 amino acids)
Cellular component (GO): cytoplasm
Molecular function (GO): phospholipase inhibitor activity; calcium ion binding; calcium-dependent phospholipid binding
Source: RefSeq, a predicted model, not a curated record
UGUUUUGGUUUCCUUCUUUGCUGAUCCGGGGUUCAUUUUCUGCUUUUCUACUCACAUACACGCGUCCACUCGUCUAUGCUGGUUUACUAAUCCUCUAACUGUCCAAUAAAGUUUGAGACAUUUCUCUACAACCACAACAAUGUCUGUUUGGGAUGAUUUGGACCUGCUCUUAGACUCCCCUUCCUCACUAACUGUGACAUCCAGUGCAAGAGGAACUGUGAAGGAUGUACCAAACUUCAAAGUGGAAGACGAUGUGUCUGCACUAAGGAAGGCCAUAGAGGGUCUUGGUACAACUGAAAAGACACUAAUUGAGGUCUUGACCCAAAGGAGUAGCGCUCAGCGUCAGCUUAUUUCUAAGGCCUAUGAGAAAGCCACAGGAAGGACAUUAAAAGCUGACCUAGAGGGCGACACUCACGGAGACUUUGAGGACUUGUUAGUAGCCUUGAUCACACCGCCUGCUGUCUACGAUUGUCGUGAAGUCAUCAAAGCCAUCAAGGGUGCGGGGACCACAGAGAGUACACUGACAGAAAUCUUUGCCUCAAGAUCCAACAGACAGGUCAAUGCCAUGUCUGAAGCAUACCUUGCAGAAACUGGAAGAUCAAUGAUUAAUGAUCUGCAGUCGGAGGUGUCUGGAGAUUAUGGCAAAGCACUGCUCAUCUUGGCUGAGGGGAAGAGAGACGAGAGCACGAGUGUGGAUACUGCCAAAGCUAAAGCAGAUGCUAAGGCCCUGUAUGAAGCAGGGGAGAAGAAGUGGGGAACUGAUGAAGGGAAGUUUAUUGAUAUCCUGUGCCACAGGAGUAUUCCCCAGCUUCGACAGACUCUGGUAGAGUACAAGAAUAUUAGUAAGAAGACUCUGCAGCAGAGCAUCGAGAGCGAGAUGUCUGGAAACCUGGAGGACCUACUGGUGGCUGUUGUUAAGUGUGUGAAGAGUGUUCCUGCAUACCUCGCUGAGAGGCUUUAUAAGAGCAUGAAGGGUGCGGGGACCACAGAGUCCAUUCUGACCAGCAUCCUAGUCAGUCGCUCAGAGAUAGACUUGCUGGACAUCAGAACAGAAUACAAGAAUCUGUUUGGAAAAUCCCUCUACUCCCAGUUAGAGUCUGAAGUGUCGGGCAGUUAUGGUGACGCCCUCAAGAAGCUUUGUGGCCAAGACUGAAUCCUGUGAUGAGAAACAUGUGGUAUGAUGUGCAGCAUUAUCCCACAGUAGAAGGAAAGAACUGCGUCUAAUGAAGAUAUCAAGUUGCUGACUUUUUCCAUUAGCAUCAUACUGAUACAUUUGCUUGAACAUAGCCCUAAAUAUGGCAGAAACUGAACAUCUAGAAAAGCUUUUUAAUAUGGAAUACCAGUAAUGUUCACCCAGACCUUGAUGUUUUUAAACUACAGGGCCGUGCUGAGUGAUUCAAACGCAAAGACCCUAAGAAGGAGCUGGAUAUGAAGAUGCCGCUGAAUGUCUUUUUGAAUAUAUAUAUAUAAAAAAAAAAAAACUGUAUUCCAAAUAACUUAACAGCUGUUAUUAACUGCACAUUUUUUGUAUCUGUAACAAACAGCAUAAAACUUGGCAACAUACACACGAAAUCACUAAUGUAAUGCUUUCAUAUUGAAGACAAUAAAAAUACUGUGUUCUACUA